This is a messenger RNA of Phacochoerus africanus (Common warthog), 3299 nucleotides long. RefSeq names its product sphingomyelin phosphodiesterase 4 (gene SMPD4). Gene Ontology annotation, biological process: sphingomyelin catabolic process; ceramide biosynthetic process; glycerophospholipid catabolic process. The coding region runs from base 76 to 2682 and encodes 868 amino acids. Gene Ontology annotation, molecular function: sphingomyelin phosphodiesterase D activity. NCBI's taxonomy places the organism in Eukaryota, Metazoa, Chordata, Mammalia, Artiodactyla, Suidae. The record is from RefSeq and is a predicted model, not a curated record. The transcript is spliced from 20 exons.
UUUUAAAGAAGCAGCCCAAAGAGAAAGCGGCGCCUUUCCCGUUUGUAAAGGGGACGUGACGCCACGCGCAGCUUGAUGACGACAUUUCGGCGCCGGGUCGCCGAAUGGUGGCCUCCAUCCCUAAAGCGAGCGACCCUGUGGGUCUCUCAGUGGUUUUCUAAGACAGCUGCUUUCGAGUCUCCCCGGGUGGCUGCCAUGGCGUCCCCUCACAUGCAGCAGCCCAGCUUCCUGCUGGCUAGCCUGAAAGCCGACUCCAUGAAUAAGCCCUUUGCACAGCGGUGCCAGGACUUGGUCAAGGUCAUUGAGGAUUUUCCAGCAAAGGAGCUGCACACCAUCUUCCCAUGGCUGGUAGAGAGCAUUUUUGGCAGCUUGGACGGUGUCCUGGCCGGGUGGAACCUCCGCAGUUUGCAGGGCCGAGUGAGCCCCAUGGAGUACAGCGUUGCCAUGGAGUUCCUAGAUCCUGGGGGUGGCCCAAUGAUGAAGCUGGUUUAUAAACUUCAAGCUGAAGACUAUAAGUUUGAUUUUCCUGUCUCCUACCUGCCUGGUCCUGUGAAGGCGUCCAUCCAGGAGCGUGUGCUCCCCGACAGUCCUCUGUACCACAACAAGGUCCAGCUCCCCGCUCCCGGGGGCCUUGGCCUGCACCUGGCUCUCAAUCCGUUCGAGUAUUACAUGUUCUUCUUUGCCUUGAGCCUCAUCACUCAGAAGCCGCUCCCCGGGGCCCUUCACAUCCGCACUUCGGACUGCGCCUACUUCAUCCUGGUGGACAGGUACCUGUCGUGGUUCCUGCCCACAGAAGGCAGUGUGCUCCCCCCAUUCUCCUCCAGUCCGGGGGGGCCCAGCCCCUCACCAGCUCCCAGGACUCCAGCCAUGCCUUUUGCAUCCUAUGGCCUGCACCACACCAGCCUCUUGAAGCGACAUGUCUCCCAUCAGACAUCCGUGAAUGCCGAUCCUGCCUCCCACGAGAUCUGGAGGUCAGAGACACUGCUCCAGGUUUUCGUUGAAAUGUGGCUUCAUCAUUAUUCUUUGGAGAUGUACCAAAAAAUGCAGUCCCCUCAUGCCAAGCUGGAGGUUCUGCACUACCGGCUCAGUGUCUGCAGCGCCCUCCACAGCCCUGCCCAACCCAGCCUCCAGGCCCUCCACGCCCACCAAGAAUCCUUCAUGCCCAGCGAGGAGCAUGUGCUGGCUGUGCGGCUGCUGCUGAAGCACCUGCACGCCUUCUCCAACAGCCUGAGGCCUGAGCAGGCCUCACCCUCCGCCCACUCCCACGCCGCCAGCCCCCUGGAGGAGUUCAAGCGGGCCGCUGUCCCAAGGUUUGUCCAGCAGAAGCUCUACCUCUUCCUGCAGCACUGCUUUGGCCACUGGCCCCUGGAUGCGUCAUUCAGAGCUGUCCUAGAGAUGUGGCUGAGCUACCUGCAGCCCUGGAGGUACGCACCUGAGAAGCAGGCCCUGAGCAGUGACAGCCAGGCCCGUGGCGUGUCGGAGAGAUGGGCACCCUUUGUGCAGGAGAACCUGCUCAUCUAUACCAAGCUCUUCCUGGGCUUCCUGAGCCGAGCACUGCGCACUGACCUGGUCAGCCCUAAGAACGCACUCAUGGUGUUCCGUGUGGCCAAGGUCUUCGCGCAGCCCAACCUGGCCGAGAUGAUCCAGCGAGGCGAGCAGCUGUUCCUGGAACCAGAGCUCGUCAUCCCGCACCGCCAGCACCGGCUCUUCACAGCACCCACAUUCACUGGCAGCUUCCUGUCGUCGUGGCCACCGGCCGUCACCGACGCCUCCUUCAAGGUGAAGAGCCAUGUGUACAGCCUGGAGGGCCAGGACUACAAGUACACCCCUAUGUUCGGGCCCGAGGUCCGGGCGCUGGUCCUGCGCCUGGCCCAGCUCAUCACACAGGCCAAGCAGACUGCCAAGUCGCUCUCUGACCAGUACGGGGAGAGCACGGCUGGCCGUCCCUUUCUGUCAUGGUUGGGCUUCUCCCCCACGGACACCAACGGCUCUUACCCUGGCAAUGACCUGGACGAGAUGGGGCAGGACAGUGUCCGUAAGACAGAUGAGUACCUUGAGAAGGCGCUGGAGUACCUGUGCCAGGUGUUCCGGCUCAGCGAGGCCCAGCUCGCGCAGCUCACACUUGCCUUGGGGACAGCACAGGAUGAGAACGGGAAGAAGCAGCUCCCAGACUGCGUAGUGGGUGAGGACGGACUCAUCCUCACGCCCCUGGGCCGGUACCAGAUCAUCAACGGACUGCGCCGCUUUGACAUUGAGUACCAGGGGGACUCGGAGCUGCAGCCCAUCCGGAGCUAUGAGAUUGCCAGCCUGGUCCGCCUGCUCUUCAGGCUGUCCUCGGCCAUCAACCACAGGUUCGCAGGCCAGAUGGCAGCCCUGUGUUCAAGGGCUGACUUCCUCGGCAGCUUCUGUCGCUACCACCUCCUGGAACCCGGGCUGUCUGGCAGGCGCCUGCUGAGCCCUGUGGGCCGGGGGCGUGCGGCCAACAGAGCACGGGGCCCCCGCCUCAGCCUGCGCUUCCUGGGCAGCUACCGGACUCUGCUGACCCUGCUGCUGGCUUUCUUCAUGGCCUCCCUAUUCUGCGUGGGGCCCCUGCUCUGUGCCCUGCUCCUCGUGCUGGGCUAUGUCCUCUAUGCUGUGGCCAUGACGCUGCUGACUGAACGGGGCAAGCUGCACCAGCUCUGACCAUAGGCCAGCCAUGCUUCCAGGGGAUGCUGAACUGCAGCCUUGGAACCAUCUGGAAGAAGCCUGAAAGGCAUGGGCCAUCCAGGCUGGGCAGGUUGAGGGCAGUGUGGGCUUCCCACACAGCCAGAGGCCCUGCAGGGAGAGCCCUUUCUUUUAAUGGGUUGUUUAAUGGGUGGAGGUUGGGCGUCAGGCGUACCUGGAGGGCCUUUGGCCUCUAUCCACAGUCCUUGAAGUGGACAGUGUGACUCCAGGAUGGGUACCCGGCCUCUAGCUCCAGGGGAAGACUCAGGUCCUAAAAGAGAGUCCUGAGAAAAUAGGGGAGGGUUCCCCAAUGCCUGAUUUUAAAAGAAGGGCCACUUCUUCACGUUCUCCCAGCAGUUCCCACCUGGGCCACACACCUGCUUUUGAGAAGAGGCCUCUAGGAGCACAGAGGCUUUGUGGUCAGGGCCCUGCCUGCAGCUCCCCUCCGUCCCCCAGGCCACUGAGGUCAGCAGGGCCACCACCUCCUUGGUCCCGAAGGCCCUCAUGCCCCCAGGCUGCCAGCUUGUGGUCGGUCUAUAGCCAAAGGUGGUCACAAGCAUUGUUUGUAUCUUCAAUAAAAUCAAGUACUCAAGGGA